Molecule: messenger RNA, 556 nt
Organism: Lates calcarifer (barramundi perch)
Lineage: Eukaryota; Metazoa; Chordata; Actinopteri; Centropomidae
Gene: hypk
Product: huntingtin interacting protein K
Exons: 4
Coding region: 41-406 (121 amino acids)
Biological process (GO): protein stabilization; negative regulation of apoptotic process
Source: RefSeq, a predicted model, not a curated record
AAGGAACCAUUCUUUUUGUUCCGGCCUCACUGGAGCAAACAUGGCGGCUGAGGGAGACGUCGAUUUGGACCUAGAAGCCGAGGAAAACUGCACCGGGAAACCGGCAGAAAAGCCUCGGAAACAUGACAGCGGAGCCGCGGACCUGGAGAGAGUCACGGACUACGCGGAGGAGAAGGAAAUCUCCAGUUCCGACCUGGAAACGGCCAUGUCGGUGAUUGGAGACAGAAGGUCAAGAGAACAGAAAGCCAAACAAGAAAGAGAAAAAGAGCUGGCCAAAGUCACCAUCAAGAAAGAGGACGUAGAACUAAUCAUGUCUGAGAUGGAGAUUUCGAGGGCCGUGGCGGAGCGCAGUCUGAGGGAACACAUGGGGAACGUGGUGGAGGCUCUGGUGGCUCUGACCAACUGAACAAACACCAUUUACACGCUGGACUGCUUCACCUUUUUGUUUUUUUUAGUGAGGCUGAACUGAUGUCAGUGGUUAAACUGUUGUGGUAAAAUCUUUACCCCAAAACUUUUUUUUUUUCUUUUUAUAAUUAAAAGUUGACAUUUGACCAGA